Morchella importuna is the source of this 228-nucleotide messenger RNA. RefSeq lists its product as uncharacterized. Gene Ontology annotation, molecular function: copper chaperone activity; copper ion binding. The transcript has 3 exons. The record is from RefSeq and is a predicted model, not a curated record. Gene Ontology annotation, cellular component: mitochondrial intermembrane space. Bases 1 to 228 code for a protein of 75 amino acids. Gene Ontology annotation, biological process: mitochondrial respiratory chain complex IV assembly. Lineage: Eukaryota; Fungi; Ascomycota; Pezizomycetes; Pezizales; Morchellaceae.
AUGUCGUCCACCACCCGCACCGUCCCUCCCACCGCAAAAACCUCCGAGGCCCCAGAAAACGUAGUCCUCAAGCCGACCGCCAACGGGCCCAAGCCCUGCUGCGUGUGCAAGGACGAGAAGGCGUCGCGCGACGAGUGCAUGCUCUUCAGCGACAAGGGCGAGGUGCAGUGUCUGGACAAGAUUGCGGCGUACAAGGCGUGCAUGGCGGGCUUUGGGUUCAAGAUCUAA